This is a messenger RNA of Penicillium diatomitis, 222 nucleotides long. RefSeq lists its product as uncharacterized. The transcript has a single exon. Lineage: Eukaryota; Fungi; Ascomycota; Eurotiomycetes; Eurotiales; Aspergillaceae. Bases 1 to 222 code for a protein of 73 amino acids. The record is from RefSeq and is a predicted model, not a curated record.
AUGAUCUUGCCAGCCCGUGGUGGGUUGACAGCGAGGGUGGCCAUUUCGCUUGUACCCACAUCCCUCUAUAUUCAUGGCGUGUACCGGAUCCACGAAAUUGACAUCAUUCACAAGGCCGAUAUGUUGAUGGCCAGAUUGGCCAUCAUCUUGGCGAAUCGGGCCAUUGGCGUGGGAACGCUCCUGUCGUCGGGAGUUGCACUGUGGAUGACCAAAGUGUGUUAG